AUGGAUAAUUCACAGUAUAUUGGUGAAAGUAGUCCACUUUCUCUACUAUUUGAGUCCAGAUUUAUAUUUCUUAGUACAAUUGGUAAUUGUGAAUUUAUUUUCGAUGUAAAGGACAUGUGCUACGUUGAUGAACAGGCUAGUGUUAAGAAUGUGACGCCUCUUCAAUUACCAAAGCGGGAAUACUGUAACAUCUUGAUUAAAUACUUUGAGGUAAAUAUUAAUCAAACUUGGUACGUUUUUGAUAUGGAUUAUCUCAGAUCGAACAUAGUUGACUACAUCUAUGAUAAUCCAAUUGGAGCAACUACUGAGAAAAUGUGUUUGUUGCAUUUAGUUCUAGCAUUAGGAUUCUUAUUUGCUGAAGGGGCCAAGAGCGAUAUUAUUGACGAAUUGGAGAGAUAUUCUGUUAAUUCAGAAUCAUUCUUUCAAAGCGGCUAUAGUCUUAUGAAAUUGUCUAUCGACGAUGGAAAAUUUUGGAUGAUAGAAGCAAACUUCUUGAUUUACUUUUAUUAUCAAUCUACUUAUAAGCGGAGUUCCUCGUGGUUGACAUUAGGGAAUGCAAUAAGAAAUGCCCAAGCAUUAGGCUUACACCGGAAGAAUAUUAAUGAAUCAUUCAAAGACAACUCCUACAUAAACCAUAGAAGGAAACUUUGGUUGAGCUUGUUUGUUUGCGAUAGGAUAUCAUCAAUUCUACUGGGUAGACCACUCAUUAUAAAUGAUUACGAUUGGGAUGAUUUCGAGAGCGACUAUCUCAAUGAUCCUAACUGCAAAAUCGAGCAGAAGCACCGUUUGAAAGGUUUAUUUGAAGUUGGAAAAUCAGCCAAGGUAAAUGGAAAGAUCGUCCAUAGUCUUUAUUAUGAAGAGAUGAUGAAAACUUCCGAGGCAGAGAAAUUGACUACAGAACUAAACUUGCUAAUUCUGCAACUACCCGAAGACCUCAGAACCAGUAAUAUAUUGAAAAAUAGUUCUAAAUGGUCCGAUGAUUAUGUUGUAUUGCUAGUUCAUCAAUCCCACUUGUACGGGAGAAUGUUACUUGGAAAAACUUUCCUAGUUAAUAUUGCUUUCAAGAAUACAGAUUCAAAGAGAUGUAACGAUUCAUUUUGGAAGAGAAUCAAGGAGAUGAAUGCAAUGCAGAAUUUCUUAACUUCUAGCAUACAAGCAUCUGUGCUUACUAUUAAAUUAACUUUCCAUUAUUUGAAAAACCACAAAUAUCCCAGAGUUGAGCUGUACACAACUGUCCAUUGUUGCUUUAUGGCUUCAUUGAUAUUGGGUCUCUCUAUUCUCCAUAGAAGAAUUGAUGUUGAUUACAGUGAUAGUUAUUCAAUCCUGUUUUUAAGAGAAAUGCUAAAUGUUGGGACCUACAUAACGAAAUAUUAUGGUCGUUUGAGUCCUGUGUCAGAGAAAUUCUCUGAUAUAUUAACAAAAAUGAAAUGUUCAAUAGAAAAAACGUUCGAAACUGUAGAUGAUUCG
Scheffersomyces stipitis CBS 6054 is the source of this 1467-nucleotide messenger RNA. Its product is annotated as fungal specific transcription factor domain-containing protein. The transcript has 2 exons. The annotation marks the transcript as partial. Gene Ontology annotation, biological process: DNA-templated transcription. Gene Ontology annotation, molecular function: DNA binding; zinc ion binding. The record is from RefSeq and is a predicted model, not a curated record. NCBI's taxonomy places the organism in Eukaryota, Fungi, Ascomycota, Pichiomycetes, Serinales, Debaryomycetaceae.